Eublepharis macularius is the source of this 2933-nucleotide messenger RNA. RefSeq names its product phosphatidylinositol glycan anchor biosynthesis class Q (gene PIGQ). Gene Ontology annotation, biological process: GPI anchor biosynthetic process. The transcript has 12 exons. The coding region runs from base 306 to 2048 and encodes 580 amino acids. NCBI's taxonomy places the organism in Eukaryota, Metazoa, Chordata, Lepidosauria, Squamata, Eublepharidae. Gene Ontology annotation, cellular component: membrane; endoplasmic reticulum. The record is from RefSeq and is a predicted model, not a curated record.
UUCUGUGAGCAGCUUAGAGAGGUUUUUGUUGUUUUGGAGGCCUGUUCUUGUUUUAUAUUUUCCUUGGCUGCUGCUUCAUCCCUGGGAAACACUCAGUUUGUAGGACGUGUACCAACAAGACAUCCCUUUUCUGCCUCGAGGGGCUGAGAAGUCAUCCAUGAACAGACAUCGCCUCCUGCGGCAUUUGGAUAGUCUGGUGUUUUCUGUGGAGUAGAUCCACCCAGGCACAGAGGUACAUCCUGAAUGCAAAUCAGCCACAUCUUUUCUGGAGCAAAAGGUGUUCAAAGCUUCCCCACGUCCUUGUCAUGGUGCUUAAGGUCUUCUUCCCUGCCUGCUGCUCAUUGGCCGAGAGCGGCCUUUUGGUUGGGCGAUGGAUCCCGGAGCAGAACUCUGCUGUGAUCCUCGCCGUGGUCCACUUCCCGUUCGUCCCUGGCCAAGUGAAGCAGUAUCUUGCCGAGGUGCAUCAUGUGACACAGGUUGAGGUGUCAGUGUUGGGUUCAUGGACCAACAGCAAACAAGCCAAGGAGGAGAAUCUGGGCAGGUUCCUCGAAGACCUCAGCACCAUUUUCUCUCACGACCCCUGGAUUCAGCUCAGCAGAAAACAAGGCAGCAAGUUCUGGAGCUGUAGCACCAUUUGGAAGCAUCCCAGUGGCGACGAGGGAGAUGAAACAACCCUGGUUUAUUAUGACCAGCGCAAAGUCAUGCUGUCACAACUGCAUCCGCCACUGGACUCCGAGGUGGCAGCUGCUUCUUCUCUGGACCGGAAGGUAGAAAACGCCUCUAGACUCAUGGCCAUGUUUAACACUGUCUCCCAGAGCAAGGUACUCUUCAUGAAGGACAGGUACGACGAGGGACCGAUCAAGCUCACCCACUGGCAGUCAGAAGGAGUCGAAGCCAGCAUCAUUGUGGAGCUGAUGAAGCAGGCCUCUGUGCCUGCCUGCCUGCUGGUCACGUUCCUGCUUUCGCUGGUCUCCCGAGUCUGUCAAAGCAGAGCGCUGACGUUUUGGCCUUUGUCCUUCAUCUGGAGCAAACUUUCAACUUGCCAGCAGUUGAGGCACCGGCUGCAGCACCUCCAAGUCAUUAGCAGCCCCAAGAAGGCCCCAGAUCAGUCCCAGCUGAUGAGAAAAGCCAACAUAUUUGUCUCCAUCCUCCUUGAUGUGACCUUGGGAAUCCUGCUAAUGUCCUGGCUGUACCGGAAGAAUCGGAUCGGUCAUCUUGCCAACGCUCUCAUCCCGAUGGCUGAUCACGUAGCCCAGCAGCUUCAAGACCUCUUGCAGUGGCUGAUGGGCGUGCCAGCUGGUUUGAAAAUGAACAGAGCGCUGGACCAAGUCUUGGGACGGUUUUUCCUCUACCACAUCCAUCUGUGGAUUAGCUAUAUCCACCUGAUGUCUCCAUUCAUUGAGAUGAUCCUGUGGUACGUUGGCUUGUCCGCCUGCCUCGGCCUGACUGUGGCCCUUUCCAUCCUCUCUGACAUCAUUGCCCUCUUGACCUUCCACAUAUAUUGCUUUUACGUCUACGGAGCCAGGCUCUACUGCUUGAAGAUCUACGGCUUGUCUUCUCUGUGGCGCUUGUUCCGUGGGAAGAAGUGGAAUGUCUUGAGACAGCGAGUAGAUUCCUGUUCCUAUGAUUUAGACCAGCUGUUUAUUGGCACUCUGUUAUUUACCAUCCUGCUGUUUCUUCUGCCCACGACAGCCUUGUACUACUUAGUUUUCACUUUGCUGCGUCUGCUGGUGGUGCUUGUGCAAGGUGUAAUCCAUCUGCUGGUGGACCUCAUCAACUCACUGCCCUUUUACUCGGUCCUGCUUCGUCUCUGCCGGUCCUACAGACUUGCAUCUGGUGUGAAGUUCAGAGUCCUUGAGCAGGAAGCCGGGAAACCUCUCCGACUUUUAAUGCAGAUCAAUCCUCUGAGUUACGGUGGUGUGAUGCAGGCAUACCGGCUCCCGACCUACAGCUGCUACCCCAAGGACUCCUGGGGCUCCCUGUGCAAGAAGCUGUUUGUGGGUGAGCUGAUCUAUCCUUGGAAGCACAAAGGGGAGAAGCAGGACUGAGCAGAGGCUGCUGCACGCCGGGCGGAGGGAGCAAGCCAGACUCGACCGUUUGCAGACCGGUUGUUCCUGGGCCACGAGCAGCCUUGGAAAGGCCCUUGCCAAGCCAGUGCAAGAGGGACAUUACCAAGAAACUGGAUGAUGUGCAGGGAUGGGGUGGAUUGUAGAGAAAAAGGAUACGGAUGCAUUUCAGGAAAGGUCUCUUUUUUCCUACGGCAUCAAUCAAGUUGUCUAUUGCCAUGCGGUGUUCUUUGUUAAAUGAUUUUUUAAAAAUCUGAAUUAGAAUUGCCUGCCGGGAAGUUUUCAGGGGCUAAAUCUAAUCUGUGGUCUCUUGUUUGUUUGUUUUUUAAUGGUGGGAUUUGUGAAUGCUGCAGUUCUACCAGGACAUGGGGUAAGCACUAGAUUCAGAGUUUUGAGUAUGGGGUAGAUCCAUGCAACUGUCCCCUCUGAAUCUUGCUCACUUCUCCCACUUUACUCCAGCCUUUGUUUCACGUGGCUUUUGUCCAUACAGGUCUCAUGAUCUAUAGCAUAGCCUUUUUCAGGGGGCCAAAGGGGACUUUUCUUCCUUUUUUCAUCUGUGGUAAAGCUGGUUAGAUCUACCCCACUAUCAGAGUUUGGGUUCUCACCCAACUUCUCCCACCACCAAGUUUCUAGUCCUUAGGAUUGCGGAUAGUUGAAAGUAUAUGGGCAAUACCUGUUGGAAUCAAAGAAAGCUAAAGGAUGGGUGGCCAGAUUAGAUUUCUGAUGCUGGUGAAGGUCUGUUGGUAUCAUGUAAGAAACAAACCAGCAAGGGACAGUUGUAGCCACUGGAUUGCAAGUAUACAUGAGGCCAGGGCUUUUUUUCUGGGGAAAGAGGUGGUGGAACUCAGUGGGUGGCCCUCAGAGAAA